Gavia stellata (red-throated loon) is the source of this 563-nucleotide messenger RNA. It is a transcript of the gene IMMP1L, whose product is annotated as inner mitochondrial membrane peptidase subunit 1. The transcript has 6 exons. Bases 54 to 554 code for a protein of 166 amino acids. Gene Ontology annotation, cellular component: membrane; mitochondrial inner membrane peptidase complex. The record is from RefSeq and is a predicted model, not a curated record. Gene Ontology annotation, molecular function: serine-type endopeptidase activity. Lineage: Eukaryota; Metazoa; Chordata; Aves; Gaviiformes; Gaviidae.
GCCCGGUAGCGAGCAGGCAGACUAGAACCAGCUGAACGACGUAACACUGUACCAUGCUUCGCAAUGUCCUAGGAAAAACCUUUCGAUUUCUUGGGUAUACUGUGCAAUAUGGCUGCAUAGCGCAUUGUGCCUUUGAGUACCUUGGAGGAAUUGUUGUGUGUUCUGGACCUUCAAUGGAACCAACCAUUCAAAAUUCUGAUAUUGUCUUUUCGGAGAACCUUAGCCGCCACUUUUAUUGCAUUCGAAAAGGAGAUAUUGUAAUUGUGAAAAGCCCAAAUGACCCCAAAUCAAAUAUCUGUAAAAGAGUAAUUGGCUUGGAAGGGGAUAAAGUCUGCACAAGCAACCCUUCAGAUUUCCUUAAGAGUCACAGCUAUGUGCCUAAAGGACAUGUUUGGUUAGAAGGUGAUAAUCUCAGGAAUUCUACAGAUUCCAGGUGCUACGGACCUGUUCCUUAUGGACUGAUAAGAGGACGCAUUUGUUUUAAGAUAUGGCCUCUGAAUGACUUUGGAUUUCUACGUGCAAGCCCCAAUGGCCAUAGAUUUCUUGAUGAUUAAAAGAUUUAA